Messenger RNA from Rotaria socialis, 1797 nucleotides. NCBI's taxonomy places the organism in Eukaryota, Metazoa, Rotifera, Eurotatoria, Philodinida, Philodinidae. The record is from the annotation of a GenBank genome assembly.
AUGCUGGUCACCUCUUCGCAAUCAUCAACACAACGACCAUUGGGUUUGUCGGUCGAAGAACUAUUUGCGUUAGAUCGUCAAUAUCGUCGUAUUGAACAGCAACAACAGCACUUAGCUCAAUUACAGAGUCAAGCACGCGUAACAUCAUCCAAUCUUAAUCGUCUAACUAGUCGCUCACUUGAUCUUAUUUCAUCAACAACUCCUCAUCUCUCUGUUCUGCCAUCACUAGAAGUACACGGUCACGCAUACAGACAAGCACCGCCACCAUCAUCCACUCUAAGAUAUCCUCGAUCGAAUUCAAUUGAUCAACUCAGAUAUACACCGCCAGUAUUUACGACACCUUCACCGCAACUUUUAAAAUCUGCACAUAAUCAACGAUCUACUACGAAUGAUACUCUACAGCAACAAUACCAUUCAAAAUAUCGAACUAAUUUACAGCACCCACUCAUGGCUACCGGUAGCCCGCCAUCUUUGGGAAGUAAUGACAUGCAAAAUAUGCCUACAUCAUCCAGUGAACAGUAUGAUGCACGAAAUUCUUGUAAACUACGUCGACAACAUCCUGUUAAACGUGAAUCAUCCCGUCGAAUAGUUGUUCGACCUGUUGUACAAAGACGUCGAGAACCAUCGCUUAGCUCAUCGUGUGAGUCAUUAGAUGAAUUACGUUCACCUAUUCGUCAAUUUCCAAAUGAACAGUCAAAUAUUUCAAAUCAAUCUACUCAACAUAUGCCAUCAGCAGCAUUAAUAGCUGAUGUUAUAAAUGAUUUAAAAAAACGAGCAAAUAGUUUAACACGUGCGUCGUCAAACAAUGAUUCUUUAUCUGAUGACAGUGAUAUUAAUUUAUAUGAAAUGCGUGUACCGAUCGGUAAAACAUAUGAUACAUCAGAUAUAAGUGUACAAUUAGAAGGACCGAAAAUUCUAAUCCACUGCUAUACAAUAGAAGCAACAGAUAAACGUGGUAAUUAUCGUAAACAUGAGUUUAAAACGGAGUUAUUGGUACCAGAUGUUGUUGACGACGAAUCUAUUGUUGCUUAUUUGACUGAAGAUGGACAAUUAAUUGUUGAAGGUAAAUAUCAACCAUGGGCAUGGGAAGAAAUAAAAAGAAAACGAAAAAUUGAACAACAAGAAGCAAAAUCUUUAUUGUCUCCAAAUGCUUUAUCAACUACUCCGCUUCCGCAACCACCACCACUACCACAAGUUUCUGUAUCAUCAGCAAAUUCUACUAUAUCAUCGGCAAGAACUGACGGAGACCUGGAUCAAGAGAAGAUGUCAUCAUCACUCACAUCUAACAGUCAUCGAACCGUGUACAAUAAUAAUCAAACUAAUCCUAUGAACAUAAUCGAAACAUUAAAUAAUAAUCGAACUGUGAUUCAUAUUGGUGAACCAACCUUAUCAUCUCAACAAUAUACAGAUACAAAAAGUGUAAAUGAUAUAAUUAAUCGUUUUAAUACGUUUAAUACAUCACCAACGCCAACAGUAUGGGAUGGCCAAUAUACAUUUACAAAUGAGACUCCACCUAUCCUUAUCUAUCAUCUUCGUCUACCGUUCGAAACAUUAAUGGAUUCUAUUCGUAUACAAGCUGACGCGGAAUUAGAUAUAUUGAAAAUUUUUAUUGAACAACAAGAGAGAAAUUUAUUGCCACAGUAUGAACAACAAAAACAACAACAAAAUAAAAUAAUAGUACGUUCAACGUCAAGAUAUUGCCGUUUACCAAGAGAUCAUACAUAUGAUUAUGCCCAUUUACGUGCUAUAUUUCUAAAAGAUAAUUUUAUUCGUAUUGAAGUGCCGACAUUAAAUUAA